Messenger RNA from Daphnia magna, 1208 nucleotides. RefSeq names its product dihydropteridine reductase-like (gene Dhpr). Bases 68 to 991 code for a protein of 307 amino acids. The record is from RefSeq and is a predicted model, not a curated record. Gene Ontology annotation, cellular component: cytoplasm. Lineage: Eukaryota; Metazoa; Arthropoda; Branchiopoda; Diplostraca; Daphniidae. The transcript has 8 exons. Gene Ontology annotation, molecular function: NADH binding; 6,7-dihydropteridine reductase activity; NADPH binding. Gene Ontology annotation, biological process: tetrahydrobiopterin biosynthetic process; L-phenylalanine catabolic process.
AAGGCGAAAAACAGAUAACAUUGGGGCAGGUUAUUUGGAGGGUUUUAUACUUGAUUACAUCAAGAAUAUGUCCAGAAAAAGAGCCACGGCAACCUCCAGUACCGUCAAAGAGCGCCAUUUCUCAACGACAGAACGCCGUCGGCUGCUUCUACCUCAUAAUAAUAAUCCUUGGCUGGUAAAGAAUUUAUUCUGCCUCUUUCUUCUGAGUUUGGUAACAACGGUGGCAGUUGUGAAAUUCUUUACCUUCGUUCAACAACCAUCGUACAACGCCAAAGCCAUGUCGUCAAGCGGAUCCAAAAUUUUGGUUUACGGAGGUCGAGGCGCCCUUGGAAGUGCCAUUAUUAAACAUUUUAAAGCAAAGAAUUAUUGGGUUGGAAGUAUUGAUCUGGCAAAUAAUGAAGAAGCGGAUGCCAAUAUUUUGGUGGCUCCUGAAUCCACUUGGGUGGAACAGGAAAAAGCUGUCCUCGAACAUGUUGCCAAAGUACUAGAUGGCCAAACACUUGAUGCUAUUUUAUGUGUGGCUGGAGGCUGGGCAGGGGGUAAUGCAGCUCAUGCAGAUUUUGUGAAAAAUGCUGACCUUAUGUGGAAACAGAGUGUCUGGUCUUCUGUUCUUGCUUCAGCCAUUGCCUCAAAGCAUUUGAAAGAAGGGGGAUUGCUUACACUUACUGGAGCUAAACCAGCUUUGGAAGGCACACCGGGCAUGAUUGGCUAUGGGAUGGCAAAGGCAGCUGUGCAUCAGCUAACAAAGUCCUUGGCUGCUGGGGAUGGAGGUCUUCCUAAAGAAUCAUCUGUUUUGACCAUCCUCCCAGUCACCUUGGACACUCCAAUGAACCGUAAAUGGAUGCCUAAAGCUGAUCAUUCCACAUGGACUCCUCUUGAAUAUGUUUCAGAGUUGAUGGAGAAAUGGGCAAAUAAAGAAGAACGACCUGCCAGUGGCAGCCUAGUUCAACUACUUACCGAGGCGGGCAUAACCAAAUUGGUUCUAGCUUAAUUCUGUUAGGACAGUCAAUUUUUAAAGGCGGCUGGCAUCAUAAUCAUUCUAUAUAAUCUUGCCAAAAAGGUAUUACUCAGCAAAUGACCAUAUUGUGAUGCUUUGUGAGUAGUCUUGAUUUAUCUGGUGUUUCAUGGGGCUUUUUGAUAAUUCUAUUCAAUGUUUAAAUAUCUAAACCUUUCCAUGUUUGCCAUAAAUGAAAAAUCACUCAAAUGGA